UCCAUUUGCGCCCACCUGCAUAGCCUCUACUCGCAGGCCCGCGUCUGUUUCGAGUUUCCUUCCACCCCCCCCUAUUUUCCUAAUUUUCCUUCCCCUCCAUUCCGGUUCCCAUUUCCCCGGCCUGACCGUGUGAUCGACUUCGCCUCGAUUGAGAUCAUCUUCAGGCCCCUGCGUUCGUUCUGUACCUAUAUCAACUCGGAAUAUAUCACGACACCGCCGAAGGCGCUUGCAAAUUCUACUGGGAACACGUCUUUCAGCCUUAUUUUAACUUGGGCACGCAUUUCCAUUACCAACCAUGGCGAAAGGAGGCAAAGGCAAGUCCGGUAGCAAACCAAAGAAUAAGAAGGGGAAGAACCAAGAGGCCUCUGGUAAUCAGACACCUCAGCCGGACCCCUCUGCCACCGAGCAAGAACAGCAACAACAACUUGAACAACAAGAGACACCUCAGCCUGAGUUAUCUACCUCUGACCCAGAACAACAACUCGAGGAGCAAGAACAACAACAACAACCACAACCAGAGACACCUCAGCCUGAGUUAUCUACCCCCGAACCAGAGACACAACUGGAGGAGCAAGAACAACAACAACCAGAGACACCUCAGCAAGAGCUCUCCACCCCUGAGCAAGAGGGACAACAAGACCCGGAGCAAGAGAUACCUCAGCCCGAGCUCUCCGCUCCGGAGCCAGAGCAGCAGCAAGUAGAACAACAAGACCAAGAGCCACAGACAGCUCAGCCAGAAACCCCCACCGAACAAGCGGAACAAGAGGAGGGGCUGCAAGAACAGCAAGACAUCCCACCUGAGGGGCAGCAGCAAGCACAGGAAGAGGAACAGCAACCAACGGAGCUUGAAGCCCCAGUUGAAACCGAAGUCCCCGUCGAAUCACAACCAACAGAGGCAGAGCCCGUGUUUGAAGCCGAGCCAGAAGUUGCUUUGGAACCAGAGUCGGUGCCAGACCAAGACCCGGAACUGGAGCAACCACAGGCUGCUGUCGAGCAAGACUCGACUGUGCCUGUCGCCGAGGCACAGAUCCAGCCAUCAGUGAACGAGGAGGGUUGGUUUGACCAGCCAGCCAGCCCUGAAAUUGCCCAAAGUGAACAACCAGACGCGAACGAUGGGCAGGACUAUUUUGAGCAACCACUAGAGUCGAAUUUGGAGGAAACAGGCACCUCGGAGCCAUACGCAGGGGACACUGAAGAGAACCACGAGAACAAUCAAUUCCUGGACGAGCCUACCAGUGGUGCGGAAACCUACGAAGAGGCGACAGUCACAGCACCACAGACGCCGUUGGAUCUUACAUUCACCCAGGCGCCGUCUUCAGUGCCCUUCGAAGAACCGCAGCCUCAGCCGGAAAGUCAAUUCGUGGCAGCAUCCCCUCGCUCCAACAUCGGAGGCCCGGUGCUUGAUUCGCAAAUUCCCGCAAUGUCUGAGCCUGUCUCCGAAGAAGUGCUUGCUGAACCUACCCCCGUUUCUGAUUCGUUUACCCAGCAAAGCACUCCACCCGCCUCAAAGCCUGCCUCUCCGAUUCCCCAGGCCAGCUCACCAAUACCACGAGCUGUCUCACCGUCCUUCAAGUCCCUCUCGUCGGCCCCACCGAGUGCUGCUGCCACACCACGUGCCGGCUCACCCGUGCCCCAAUCAUACUCUCCUGUACAGGAGUUUACCUCCCCGGUGCAGGAGGCUAUGGUUCUGCCGCAGAACACUGCCUGGCCUACACCGCCAGCUGCUUCUCCUGUAUUUCAAUCAGCUUCACCCAUCGCGCAACAAUAUUCCCCGGUCCAGAAGGUUGCAUCACCCGCGCGAAAUACCGUAUCACCUGUACAGAAACACGUUUCUCCUGUCGCAAAGCCCGCUUCGCCCGUGCCGAAAGUCAGCAGUCCUCUCGCACACGGGCACAUGUCUCCCAUGAUGUCUCCGGAGGCGCCCCCGCAAAUGGGGACCCGCAUGGCCCCGCCCCCCGCGAUGACCCCUUACCCUCCCUCUUACUCUUCGCCUAUCAUGAGUGCCAAUGGGUACCUGCCCCAGUACGCCUACUAUCAGCCAUCCCCCAAUGUCCAUCCCACUCCUCGAGGCUCUAUCGACCCGGGUUCAGCCGCAUCUUUCCAGGCCCUGCAGAACCUCGGGUUCGCCAAUGGACAUGGCCUCAACGGACAUGGCCUCAAUGGCAAGAUUGGCAUCAUGUCGCCCCCUGAACAUGAAGAGCCCAUCGAGCUUCUGCAGAGGAUUCAGGAUGCCAUUCCAGACAUUGGCCGGCUGCUCAGCAGCUACAAGAGCACCAAAGGCAAGCUGCAAUCACGUGAGGCCGAGUUCAAGCAGAUGGAGAGUCAGCAUGAGCAGGCUCUAAUGCACAAGGAGUUCUACAUUGAAGCCUUGCAGAACCAGAUGCGGAAGGCAGCAAACGAGAGCGCAGAGGAAUCGACCAAAUUGAAGAAUACGAUCAACGAACUCCGCAUGGAGCUGGGGAACCUCGAAGAGAAGAGAAAGGACCUCGAGGAGAGGCUGACCGACACGGAAAACGCCAACAGUGAACUUUCGCAGUCGAAUGCCCAGCUCGAGGAGGAAGUCCAGACGCUGAACACCAACCUUCAAGAGGCAAAUGAGACCUACGAGAAGGACAUGGAAACGGCCAGGGAAGAGAAAGCGAAUGCCCUUGCCAGUCAGAAGCAAGAGCUGACCGAGAUCUUCGAGGAUAUCAAGGCGGAGGAUGAGAAGGCAGCAGCCGAAGCUCUGGCAAACCGCGAGCGAGAACUGCUUGAUCAGCAAGAAUCGAUGAAGGCCGACUACGAGCAGCAGAAACAAGAGAUGCAGGAGGCGCAUGAUGCCCUGCAGUCUGACUUCGACUCCAAGGUCACGGAGCUGGCUUCGACCAAGGAGGAACUAGAGACCAGGACCACUGAGCUUGCGGACAAACAGAAGGAGUUGGAAGACACACGUGAGGCGCAUGCCAAUGAGCUGGCGGAUCUUCGCCAGACGCAUGCCAAUGAAAUCGACGCCCUGACCACCAGUCACGAGGAGAAGGUGGCUGCGAUGGAGAAGGACCACAGUGACAAGCAGCAACAAUGGGCUGAUGAGAAGGCGGACUUGGAGACGCGGUUGUCGGACAAGAUUCAGGCUUUGGAUAUCAGCGAGCGUGAGAACAGGAAAUUGGAAGAGGACAACCUCUCCAAGGAAAAGCAGGUUCAGCAUGCGGUGGAUAACAUGCGCCUCACCAUUGACAACUUGGACAAAGAUUGCGACAGGUUGAGAAAGACUUUGCACAGUCUUGGAGAAGCCACUGACCUCAAGAGCACGAAGGGUGAUUCUUUCUUUUUGGACUGUUUCGGCCAGCUUUCUCGUCUUAUUGUCUCCCUGUCCAAGGAGCACUUCUCGUACCUUCCAAUUGAUCCUCCAAAGGACAUCCUAGCGAAGCUUCCAUCGGAAUUGCCGUCGUUCCUUGAUAACACUCCGGCCUCGCGCGAUCUACGUUCGGCCUAUGUGCAGCAUGUCAUCUCCAAGACCCUGACCUACCGCAUCUUCCACCCCUUCUUGUUCACCCUCGGCCGACGCUACGAUAAGGCCGAUACCUUCUUCCAGAUGUUGUCGAUGGACAUCCGACGCAAGUCCGUGAGACGGGAAGCCUUCUGGAGGCAACAGACGCUCAAGGCAGCGUACACGACAUCGGAUGCCAAGCAGUCCAUCAACGUGGUGGCUGCUGUCAUUGUCGACGAAAUCAUCGAUCAGCUCAAGCACUUCGCCGACCCUCGGAACCUAGAUUCUCUCCUCAUCGGUAUCCGGAAAAUUGUGAAGCUGGCUGCCGAGACCUGGAGACUUGCACGCGUUGAGCGGGAGCUCAUUCUGGCUUCGCUACCGGCCCCCGAUGCUGACGCCGUCUCGAACGACGACUGGGAUGAGUAUGGCACUCCCAAGGAGGGCAGUCUCAGCUCCAAGGAAGACCCCACUCGUCAUGUCAUUUUGCGGACGUUCCCGCGCAUCACCCGAGAGGCGGCCCACGAGGACUUUGCGGGCGAGGAAGAGAAGGCCAGCCCUUGCACCUACUCUCAAGGCUGUGUCCUGUACUCCGACUCCCCGGUGGUCAUGGCCAGGCUGCAGGAACUGGCCAAGAAGUCCACCGACGCGCUUUCGGGUGAUGAGUCCCCCCGCCGUGGCUCGAGAGACUCGAUCCGGACCGAUGGGAAGUCCCCCUCGCCACGAAGAAGUCCGCGGAAUGAUAAGCGCUCCUUUGAGGUCACGGCAUGAGCUUUCCAU
This is a messenger RNA of Aspergillus heteromorphus CBS 117.55, 4243 nucleotides long. RefSeq lists its product as uncharacterized. Lineage: Eukaryota; Fungi; Ascomycota; Eurotiomycetes; Eurotiales; Aspergillaceae. The record is from RefSeq and is a predicted model, not a curated record. The transcript is spliced from 3 exons. Bases 296 to 4234 code for a protein of 1312 amino acids.